This is a messenger RNA of Acanthosepion pharaonis, 783 nucleotides long. The record is from the annotation of a GenBank genome assembly. NCBI's taxonomy places the organism in Eukaryota, Metazoa, Mollusca, Cephalopoda, Sepiida, Sepiidae.
AUGAAAGCAACACGCAACUUUGUUUUUUUCGUCGUUCUUGCUAUUAUCUCGGCGGCAGAAUCAUCAAAUCUCUUGAAAUUCAAAGCCCGUCAGGAAGAUGCUAACAUAAAUAAGUUAAUGGCAUUACUCGAUCAACCGACCAUUCUUGAACGGGACCAACCGAUCGAAUUUUUUUGGAAAUGGGGAAUGGACCCCAACAAACGGCUCAUUCGUUUCUCUUGGGAAGAUUGCGGCAAUUCAUCUUCGAAAGUGAAAAUGAAUGAUGUCCAUGUGACACCGGAUCCAAUCGUUCUGCCAGGAACCGUCAAUAUUGCCUUCAAUCUGAGCAUCAGCGAUGAUUUCCCUGAUAGCAUUACGGGUGAUGUCGUGAUGAAAAAGAAAAUCGGACCCAUUUACGUUAAAAUCCCUUGUGUAGACAAUGUAGGAUCUUGUCAUUAUGAUGAUCUAUGCAAUUUAUUAUCCCAAAUAACCGCUUGUCCAGAUCCAUUUAUUAAACAUAACAUUCCUUGCAAGUGUCCAUUUAAAAAGGGAACUUAUUUUUUACCACCCAGUGAAUUCCAUAUGACAUCUUUCUCGGUCCCUGGAGGAGAUUAUUCCAUCAAACUGACAUUAAAUAUAUCUAAUUUUGUUCAUAUCUAUCUCAUUCUUUUCUUUCUAUCUAUCUAUCUAUCUAUCUAUCUAUCUAUCUAUCUAUCUAUCUAUCUGUUUGUCUUUCUGUCUCAUUCUUAUCAUGAUCUAUCUAUCUAUCUAUCUAUCUAUCUAUCUAUCUAUCUAUCUAUCUGA